Molecule: messenger RNA, 408 nt
Organism: Onthophagus taurus
Lineage: Eukaryota; Metazoa; Arthropoda; Insecta; Coleoptera; Scarabaeidae
Source: RefSeq, a predicted model, not a curated record
UUAGAUGUUGUGAGCGGUAAUGUCUAUGAAAAAGAAUGUAGACAUUAGCAAGUAUACUCAAAGAGUCGUUUUUUUAAAAGGACAAGGUGAGAUGUAUAAAUCGAAAAAGUCUAAGGUAUCGUCGAAAAUCAACAUAGAAAAAUUUCUAAAAGAAACGGACGAUGUUGAGUUGUUUAUAGGAAUUGCUGGAGAGUGUCGCAAACAAGAGCUGGCCGAUUUGGUUUUAGAUGUUAAAGAUGAUGGCCAAGUAUUUUGUAUUAACAUUCCGUACACAAAAACCGAUGUUUCGCGUGAAUUUUAUAUAGUGCCUGGAGGUUUUGAAGGAAUAAAUAUGAAAGGGAGUUUGCAGUAAACAGUCUGUUGGCAUAAAUACCUUGGUAAUAUGCUACAGCAACCAAACAAAAAAAA